UCUUCGUGACCAGCCCCUUCCGCCAACUGAGGAGGGGGAGAGAGAAGUCCCGCCACCCAGUUCCCCUUGCAGAAGUUUGCUGGACCUGCUGCUCUCCUCCCUCUCGCUUCCGAAGCCGGAGCACGAGCCAGAGCUCGCCCACGCCCACCGCACCCCCGGCUACCCCGCGAGCGGCAGGGAGUGGGUGGCGUCGUCGUCGUCGAGCCCCGAGUGGGCCGGGCUCGGACGGAGCUUGCUUCGCUGCGCCAUGGGCGCCCCCUCGAGCGCGCGCUCCUGCCUCCUGAGCGGCCUCCUCCUGGCCGCCGCGCUGCCUUUCCAAGGAGCAGCAGCAGACGCUUUUUGAAGUGAGAAGACCAUGGCUAAAAGGAGAACAAUGCAUCCACCGGCAGCUGCACCCAUCUAAUAUAUAUGUAGCCUUGCUAAGCAGUGGAGAGUCACUCUAAUUUGAAAAAAAAAGAAGUGUGUCGAAUACAAUUGCAUGUCCCUCUGCCGCUUGGCUCUCUUUUGGAAGGAGCUGCUAUGCUAUGCUUGAAGGAACGUUGGAAACUCUCGAUGAUACCAGGGAAGUCUGCAAGGGAAAUGCAUCUGGAGCCGACAUUAUAAGCAUAAAUACCAAAGAGGAGAAUAGCUUUAUUCGGAGUACAUUCUGCACCCACUGGCAUGGUCCGGAAUACAUAUCAUUGGGCAUGUUUUUUGAUACAGAUGAGAACGUUUUCAAAUGGUACGAUCAAUCCAAAGUGAAUUUUACAAACUGGAUAGAGGAGGAAAGCAAUGAGGAGCUAAUAAACACCUGUGCUGUUAUGCAGACAUCAUCAGGCCAAUGGAAAAAAGCAGCCUGUGAGCACCUCCCACUGACUGAAGUCCUUUGUGAAACCUCCAGUAUGCUUGCAGUUCCUUAUGAAAAGAAGUAUUUACCGGAUGAAACCGCUUGGACAACUACCUUAGUCAUAACUUCAACAGUAAUUGUGGCAGUGUCUGCAGCAUUUCUCUGGUACCUAUAUCAAAGGAGGGUUUCUUCUGGAACAGGAUGUACAGCAUACAGUUCCACCACUCAAGUGCCAAGCAGUGAUGAAGUGGUUCUUGUAGAAGAAGAAAAUGAAUAUACUGCCUAAAUGGUAUUUAUUUAUAACAUAAUUACAGAAAGAACAAUAGUGGCUCCCAAGAAAUAUACCUCAAGGAAAAGACAGUCUGACAUUAUUCCACAUGAAGAUGAACGACCGUCAAUGGUAAAUUAAAUUGCUCUUACGCACAGGAAGUAAAUUUCCAUCCAUGCAACUGUUGUACCAUUUUCACAAACUGAACUUUCAUUCUAUUGUGUUUUUCACUAUGCAAAAAGGCCUUGGCACAAAUUGAACUACCAGUUUGGUUUCGGGAGAGGUUAAGGCUGGCUAGAGGAGAAACAGCAGCAGAUACAGUCCAGCCAAAGUUAAGCACUUCCACAAUUGCUUAAUAUCUGCAACUGCAACUGUCGGCCUUCACAGUGUUUAGCUUUGGCUAGGUAAUAUAUUGGAGGAAAGGGCAGCUGUACAUAGAAACCUGCUGUUCGUCCAGAAGUAAGUGGUCUCCUACAUCCAAAGAUUCACCUCUAUCACUCUCACCUUAAGCUAUUGUGCUAAACUUUGCAGAUUAUGAUGUGCCUGAAGAACUUUUAAAAGCCCACACCUGAAGCCCUUAUUUACAUUAACAAAUGGCAUCGAGAAACAAAUGACAAACUACAAUUAUACACUUUUUCAAUUGUUUCUGAAAUCAGAAUUCCAGUUGUAGAGUGGAACCAUCUGCAAAAAAGGUAGGUUUCGUUAUUAUAAGUUUCACCAUAACACUAGGGGUGGUCCUGUUGUCAAGUCUAAGAUGUUAUUUCACAAAGCCUCCACAAAUGUUUCUUGGAGCAUGUAGUAACUCCAUCCUUCAUACCUUUAAUCAUGAGGCCAUGCCAAAUGUUUUUUUUUAAAAUUGGUCUUCCAAGCUGAAAUGUUGCAUACUAUAGCUAUGUGAUAAAACUAUAUUAACACAGUGGUGGGGAAAACCAUGCAUGUGUACAUGUCUCUAUAUUUUUAUGUGUAUAAUUCUGAUAUAAAUAAAUAAAAAUACCUUGUUAUAUGAA
This is a messenger RNA of Podarcis muralis (Common wall lizard), 2101 nucleotides long. The record is from RefSeq and is a predicted model, not a curated record. NCBI's taxonomy places the organism in Eukaryota, Metazoa, Chordata, Lepidosauria, Squamata, Lacertidae.